AUGGUCAGAGCGUGUGAAAUUCAGUCACCAGCGGAAGUGGAAAAGGCUAACAUACCACGAGCCAAAGUACAGCGAGUGGGAUUUCCUAUGAGGAACAUUUUUCUAUGUGGGGCAGUUAUGUGUUGCGGUGCUAUAAACUCUCUGGGCCGCCCUGUGACAUUUUCAGGAAUGGGACAUUACUAUGUGUUGCGAAAAAUGGAUUUAAGAAUAACUUUAGUGGUGUGCAUUGUCAUUAGUGGUCAUGUUACAAUGUCUUCUGGGGAAUCAAGCUGUGGAACUAAGGGAGACGUGGUGUUUUUACUGGACAACUCUGCGAGUGUAGCGAGCUCAGACUUUAAGCUCAUGUUGGAUUUCGUCAAGGGUAUUGUGAAGGAAUUUGUGUUGAGCAAAACUCAAGUACAGGUUGGUUUGGAGACGUUUGACACAGGAGUCCGGACCGAGUUUAAGCUUGACUCCUACAGUAACACCCAAGACGUGCUGGACGCCGUGGACAAGGUGUCUUACGUGGGGGGAGGGGGCACCAACACAGGGGACGCAUUGGAACAUCUUAGACUCAAGUCCUUCUCUAAAGCAUUCGGCCAUCGACCUGGGGUACCCAAACUGGCCAUUGUUGUGACUGAUGGUGUUUCCUCCUACAAAAACCGCACCACUGAGCAAGCCCGACUGGCCCAGAACAGCGGUAUAACGAUAAUGACGGUAGGAGUGGGGAAAAGCACUGAUCUACAAGAAUUACAAGACAUUGCCAGCGACCCCGACUCCAAAUACCUCUUCCACAUAGACACAUUUGUUGGGUUAAAAAUGAUUAAAAGCACUCUAGCGGCAGCAACCUGUACAAAGUUGAAAGGACUAGCAAGCGACUGUAGCAAGAAAGGAGCAGCCGACAUCGUUUUCGUUUUGGAUUCCAGCGGCAGUGUGGGAGAAGACAACUUUGAAAAGAUGAAGAAUUUUACAAUGGAUAUUGUUGAUGAGUUUACGGUUGGGCCUAAUGCCGUCCAGUUUGGAAUAGUCAUAUUUAGCACGCCUGUAAUUGGCGCCUUCUCUCUGAACAAAUACGACAACACAAAAGAGCUAAAGGAAGCCAUCAGCGAGAUCGAGUUCGUGGAUGGAGAGACUCACACGGGGAAAGCACUCGAAUUUUUACGCCAAAAAAGUUUCUCAACCAAAGAAGGAGCCAGGACUAGCCAGAAGGUUCCAAAAAUCGCCAUUGUGAUAACAGACGGGCAUUCCACGCACAAGGAGAAAACCCUGGAGGAAGCUACCAAGCUGAAGGUUCAGGGCGUAGAGAUCUUCACCAUCGGAGUGGGGGACGAAGUGGAUGAGGACGAACUCACAAAAAUGGCUUCCAACAAAAACAUAUUCCGAGUGGACACCUUCAGCGCUCUGAAUCACAUUCAGCCGCUCCUUCUACGACAGGUCUGCACAGCUCCAAGCACAUGUCUUGGGAAAUCAGAUGUGGUUUUCCUCCUCGAUUCCUCGUGUAGUGUUGGUAAAAACAAUUUCCAGAAACUGAAACACUUUGUCAGUGACGUUACAUACAACCUUGACAUUAACAAGAACGGGGUACAGAUGGGAGUAGAGACGUAUGAGUGCAAGGUUCACACCAACUUUGAGCUGAAGCGAUACCAUAACAAAGUUCAAAUGCAGAAUGCUGUUAACAACAUUGAUUAUAAACCAGGCGGUACCAACACGGGAGACGCCAUCAAGCAUAUGUGGAUGCGCAGUUUCAGUCCAGAAUAUGGCAGCAGAGAAAAUGUUAGGAAACUGGGUAUUGUCAUUACUGACGGAGACUCCAAGAGCAAAGCCAGAACGUUCUACCAAGCCCAUAAGGCGCGAGAAAGUGGCGUCACAAUGAUAGCUAUAGGCGUGGGAGAUAUGACUGUAGAAGAACUAAAGGGCAUCGCCAAUGGCACGGACUAUCUCUUAACGACCAAGAAUUACGAUACUCUGCGAGACCUCACUCAAAGUGUUACCAAAAUGGCCUGCGAAGCUUGAAAAGAGACAAGGGAAACGCAGAAUAUGUGGUUUUAAAUUAAACAGACGUUAAAAACAA
Messenger RNA from Saccostrea cuccullata (small rock oyster), 2050 nucleotides. RefSeq names its product collagen alpha-5(VI) chain-like. NCBI's taxonomy places the organism in Eukaryota, Metazoa, Mollusca, Bivalvia, Ostreida, Ostreidae. The transcript is spliced from 11 exons. The record is from RefSeq and is a predicted model, not a curated record. The coding region runs from base 1 to 1992 and encodes 663 amino acids.